Messenger RNA from Ananas comosus (pineapple), 2611 nucleotides. Its product is annotated as U-box domain-containing protein 16. Gene Ontology annotation, cellular component: nucleus; cytoplasm. Bases 157 to 2301 code for a protein of 714 amino acids. Gene Ontology annotation, molecular function: protein binding; ubiquitin-protein transferase activity. Gene Ontology annotation, biological process: protein ubiquitination. NCBI's taxonomy places the organism in Eukaryota, Viridiplantae, Streptophyta, Magnoliopsida, Poales, Bromeliaceae. The record is from RefSeq and is a predicted model, not a curated record. The transcript has a single exon.
UCCAAGCCUUUCCCAGGUCAAUCCCAGCUCACAGCGCACACGCCUAACCCCAUUUCCUUUCCCCUCCACCCCACCGCAUCCAAUAUAAACCCCCGUUGCCGCCUCUUCGUCUCGUAGAACGCGCUCCCAUUCCUCCCCAACCCAAAAUCGCCAUUAAUGGCGAUCGUAGCGAGCGCGUCUUCUUCUUCCUCCUCCUCCUCCAUGCUUGCUCCUCCUCCUCCUCCUUCGCAUCUCCCCUCCUCUCCCUCCGACGCCGAGGCGCUCCGCUCCCUCCUCCGCCUCUCCCGCGAGAUCUCGCUCUCGGACCCGCCCCGCUCCCUCCCCACCCGCCUCCUCGCCACCGCAGCGUCCCGACGCUGCAAGCUCCUCUCCGUCCUCUUCGAGGAGCUCCUCCGCGACGGCGCGGUGGCCGGGGAGCUCCCGCGCGCCGCCUCGCUCUGCCUCGCCGAGAUCCUCCUCGCGCUGCAGCGGUUCAAGUCCCUGCUCGCGGAUUGCGCGGCGCGCAGCCGCUUCCGCCUCCUCCUGGAGGCCGACGCCGUCGCCGCCGAGUUCCACGAGCUCAGCCUCGACCUCGCCACGCUCCUCGACAUCCUCCCCGCCGCCGAGCUGGCCGUGGCCGAGGACGUCCGCGACCUCGUCGACCUCGCGCGGCGCCAGUGCCGGCGCUCGACCCCGGCCCCCGACCCCGCCGAGGACGCGCUCCGCUCCGAGGUCCUCAAGCUGAUCCGCGAGAUCGAGAUGGAGAUCGUCCCCGACCGGGCGCGCCUCGCCGCGAUCUUCGAGCUCCUGGGCCUCGACGACUCCCCGAGCUGCCGCGACGAGAUCGAGCUCCUGGAGCGCGAGAUCGGCGACCGCGCCGCCGAGAAGUGGACGUCGGUCAUGGUCGCCCUCGUCGGCCUCCUCCGCUACGCCAAGUGCGUCCUCUACGGCGCCUCCACCCCCCGCUCCGACGCCUCCUCCGCCGCCGGCUUCUCCUCCUCCGCCGCCGCCGACGAUCUCGCCGCGGCGGCGCCCCGGGACUUCCGGUGCCCCAUCUCCCUCGACCUGAUGCGCGACCCCGUCGUCGUCGUGGCCACGGGCCAGACGUACGAUCGCGCCUCCAUCGCCACGUGGUUCGCAUCCGGCCACGCCACGUGCCCCAAGACCGGCCAGGUCCUCCCCCACCUCGACCUCGUCCCCAACCGCGCCCUCAAAAACCUCAUCUCCCGCUGGUGCCACGAGAACGGCGUCCCCUUCGACCCCUCCGCCUCGUCGUCGUCGUCCGCCGCCGCCUCCGCCGGGGGGGGGAACCCUGCUGCAAACCCUAACGGCGGCGGCGCGGCGGCGGCGACCCGUGACAAGGCGGCGCUGGAGGCGGCGCGGAUGAUGGCGCGAUUCCUGGUCUGCAGCGGCUGGGGCGGCGCCUCCGCCGUCGCGGAGGCGGCGAGGCCGCGUGGUCACGAGCUGCGGCAGCUGGCGAAGGCCGGGCCCGAGCAGCGCGCCUUCGUGGGGCGGGCCGGGGCCGUCCCCUUGCUCGUCCCCCUGCUGCGCUCCGACGACGGCGUGCUCCAGCUCAACGCCGUCACGGCGCUCCUCAACCUCUCCCUCCACGACGCCAACCGCCGCCGCAUCAUGCACGCCGACGGCGCCCUCGACGCCCUCGUCCACGUCAUGGCCGCCGGCGCCACCUGGCGCGCCAAGGAGAACGCCGCCGCCGCCGUCCUCAGCAUCUCCGCCGCCCACUCCUACCGCCGCCGCCUGGGCCGCGACCCGCGCCUCGUCUCCGCGCUCGUGGCGCUCGCGCGCGCGGGGCCCGGCUCCACCAGGAAGGACGCGCUCGCCGCCAUCCACAGCCUCGCCGGCGACCGCGAGAACGUCCCGCGCCUGGUCGACUCCGGCGCGGCGCCGGCGGCGCUCGACGCCGCCGCGGCGGUGCCGGACGCCGCGGAGGAGGCGGCGGCGGUGCUCGCCGCUCUGGCGAAGCGCGGCGGCGCGGAGGCGGUGGCCGCGGCGGAGGGCGCGGUGGCGACGCUGGUGGGCCUGCUGCGGCGCGGCUCCGACUGGGCGAGGGAGAGCGCGGCGGCGGCGCUGGUGCUGCUGUGCCGCCGGGUGGGUGCCGCCGCGGUGGCCGAGCUGGCCGCGGUGCCCGGGGUCGAGUGGGCGAUUUGGGAGGUGAUGGGCACCGGCACGGAGCGGGCGCGGCGGAAGGCGGCCGCUCUCGGGAGGAUUUUCCGACGGUGGGCUGCGGCGGUCGAGGCCGACCGCGCCUCCAGACUCACCCCGGCCGGCCUCUCCGCCUCCGUCGCGGUGGCCCAGGCAUAAUUUUUCGCAAUCCACCAACCGACAAUCUCCUACCUUACUCAAAAUUUAUUUAUUAAGACGAAUGGUGAAUUUGACGAUCUCGUAUGUACAGAAUUCGUCCUUAGAUGUAGACGCGCCUCCCGUUGGUGCCUGGACGUGAUUGUUGCCAAAUUGUCCAUACAGUCUAUUUUUAGCUUUUUUUUUGUUUUUUAUUCCAUUUCAUUGAUUUAUAUUUUUUUUAUAUUACAGAUUUUGUAUUGAGAAUUGAAAUGGUUUGGUUCCGCAAAAUGCUACAAUAGAAAUUUAAAUUGAAUGCUCAAAUGUUAGUCAA